AUGUCUCCCGCGUUCGUCAUCGUCAUCGUCGUCGUCUUCGUUACGCUUACUACAACGACAACGUCAACAACAGCGACGAAUCGUCAAGGCGUAGACACUGAAACAAUUCUGUAUCUACAAAAGUACGGCUACUUGCGUAACAGUGGAAACAAUACGCAAUUAUCAUUUAAAGAGGGAGAAAUUAAACAGGCGAUUUCGUUAUUUCAAGAAUAUUAUCAAAUACCGGGUGAUGGUACAUUGAAUAACUAUACGUUGUAUCAAAUGCGUAAACCACGAUGUGGUCUCCCGGACAGUUUGCACCACGAGCACAAUACAGAUAGGAAGAAAUGGGCGAAAAUACAUCUCACGUGGAAUUUCCAUUUGGCGGAUGUGCACACCUUGAAAACUACCGCAUUCGCGUUCUCGCUAUGGGCAGCGAAUUCGUCUUUAUCGGUCCAACGUAAAACAUUAAAUCCCGACAUCUUAAUAUCUUAUCGUAGUGGCACACACACGUACGCUGAUCAUAAACGUAACGAAGAAAUUUGCUCCUCCUCAUUCGAUGGAUCUGGUGGAGUAUUCGCUCAUGCGUUCUAUCCUUCAAAUGUUGUCAAUUACACCGCUGAAAUACACGUAGAUAGUACAGAACAGUAG
Messenger RNA from Acromyrmex echinatior (Panamanian leafcutter ant), 630 nucleotides. Its product is annotated as matrix metalloproteinase-24-like. Lineage: Eukaryota; Metazoa; Arthropoda; Insecta; Hymenoptera; Formicidae. The record is from RefSeq and is a predicted model, not a curated record.